ACCUCUGUUGGAAAAGUUUCGAUAUUUCAACUUCUCAACUCUCAAUAAGAACUUUGCUCACACACUUGCACUAAAGCACAUUAGUAUACCAGAAGGAGCAAGUAAUGCUGUUUGUCUUACUUUUCUUGUCUGCUCACAAGUAUAAAAGAGCAGUCGUUUCAGGGAUCAUCAGCAUUUCGGAUACAUCGUCUUCAGAUGCCAAUUUUCUUUUGUUUCUCAAUUCAGAAAGGCACCUGAUCAGGCUCCCCCUUCACUUUUGCCAUGAGCUUAACCGGGUUUGAAAGGCGCUAUAUACAUUUACCAGUGUCUACCGAAGAAGAUUUUCUAAUAAGAAAGAUCCUUAUGACCCAUGACCCUGAUGGUCGUCAGCUGGAUGCUCAGCAAUUGCUUCAUGCUGUGAAGAAUAUUAUCCAUCGUGCUAGUCCUGUAUCAGAAGCUGAUUGUCAUCCAGAAAAUGUGGCCGUAUGGGAUGCUGAUGCAAUUGGAUUACAUGAUUCGCUGGGAUACACCAUCUUUAAAAUCUCACAUGAGGUACUGAGCAGAUGCUUUGAGGGAGGGGAUAUACACACAAAGACAAUGUCCUUAUUUGACAUGUUAGGGAAAUUUAGAUGGGAUGCAAAAGUAGUUCUAGUUGUUGCAGCAUUCUUCACAAAUUACGGUGUGUUGCAGCUCCAAGUGCAGCUUCAAUCCCACUUGAGAACCAGAAAGCAGGACCAAGUGCAUGUUCUUUCCCUUCAAUUACCUCUUUUUUAUUGUUCUUUUCCCCAUGUUAAUGAUUAUAUGGAAUUCAAAUUCUAUAACAAUUGCAGCAUGGACUAUGCGCAAUUUAGUCUGCAAAUUGAGCGCAUUGUGCUGCGACUUGAGAGAGAGCAGGUGGUCAUCCUUCUAAUAUCAAAGCCUGAGCUCCUCCCUAUUGAGAAAAUCUUCCUGCUGGUGCAUCAGACAUACGAUCAUCCCCACCAGGAGAAAAUUGGAGGGAGCUAUGUUGUUUUAUGGGUUCCACUCUCAUCUUCACAUGGUUGGAGUCACGCAGAUAAAAUCAGUUUUCAAUUUCUAUCAGGUUCCUUGCCAUUUUGGUCAUUAAAGCAGCCAGGGUUACUAAAUUCAGCAGUUGUCAACUUCAUCAUACAAGAAUGGAACUUCAAAGAGGAGGCCACGAUGGUUGUAUUGGAUACUAAUGGCAUGAUCACAAAUUCAAAUGCAAUGGACAUGAUAUGGAUCUGGGGUGCCAAAGCAUUUCCAUUUUCAAUUUCUAGAGAGAAAGAGCUCUGGGAAGUGGAGAAGUGGACACUACAGCUCAUGAUUGAUGGUAUUGAUCCUUUAUUGACCAAAUGGCAGAUCGAGGAAGGUAAAAAUUUCUGCAUUUUUGGAAGUGGGAACGCAGAUUGGAUCAGAAAUUUCAGUUCCAAAAUCAAGGAAGUUAGUAACACAGAACUUCAGCUGGAGGUGAUUUAUGUUGGCUGGAGGAGUCCAACUGAAAAAUUACAAAGCAUUUUACGUAUUAUCGAACAAGAAAACUUGUGUACAUAUCUCACAUUCACAAAGAUUCGUUUCUUUUGGCUGCGAUUGGAGAGUAUGAAAAGUUUGACUAGUCGCCAAGAAAACAAUGAUGAUGAUGAUAUGUCGAAAGAGAUAUUGGGAUUGUUGGAAGUUGACGACAGUGAUGAUGGAUGGGUGCUCAUUGGGACAGGAUCUUUGCCAGGCCUGAUAAAGCUUCAAGGACAGAAAGUUACAGAAUUCUUUGAUCUUUUCCCGUCUGGGCUGAAAAUUUAGGGACUAUGGGAAUAGUGGGUGCUAUUAAAAGUGCCCUUGAGCCUACCCUUUCCACAGGACCUUGCGAUCAUGCUGAAAUUCUUGCAUUCAAUGAGGGAUUGUUAAAGGGGCCUGUGUUCUGUGCAGUAUGUAAACGCCUGAAGGAGAAGUAUGUACUCUACAAAUGUGAUGCAACUGGAUAGAAAGUUGCAAAAUUUCCAGUCAUUUAACCAUAUAUAAUAGGAUGAUCAGCAUGUCAGGUGGAUAAGCAAGUAGCAACCAAAGAAAAUGAACUGUCCAUGCUAAUAUUACUACUAAUAACUUAUCCUUAUUAUGGUCUA
Coffea arabica (coffee) is the source of this 2093-nucleotide messenger RNA. The record is from RefSeq and is a predicted model, not a curated record. NCBI's taxonomy places the organism in Eukaryota, Viridiplantae, Streptophyta, Magnoliopsida, Gentianales, Rubiaceae.